AAAAAGGAGAAAGGGCAGACUCGAAAUUUACGUCCAUGGACGAUGUGUGGAGGUUCUCAAACGAAGUGUCAACACCGUUCUGAGGCUUGACCUGAAGUGAGAUGCCAGCGGCACGCACGAGCUCCUUCAAGAGCGCACGCUUGGUCCGGACGUUUGCGUCUCUCUGAUCGCGAGUUUUGGGACUUGAACAUCUUUUUAGUUCGCCGGGGAGGGACACAAGGAGACAGAGAAAAAGAGAAAGGACUCGCCAGGCGUUUGAAAUCCCAGCAGAGCAAAGGAAAGGCACUCGGCGCGUUGCUUUCCAAGCGCCCAACAACGCGACGUAAAUCGGAUCAAGUCAUUGUUCCCCUCCCGGCUGGAUGUUUCCGCUGGAGCCCGGCGUGCCUUGUUUUGUGUUGUUCAAACAGGAUGAUCGCGCGCUCCAAGUAUUUAUCUUUUUUUUCUUAGCGUGGUCGGCUGCCUCGCUUUGACCCAGUGCGCGUGUCUGUUUUAGCGUGCAGUCGCUGUCAAACCAGCUGUUUUGUUUUGCACCACGCUGACUUUCGAUGGGGACGCUUUAAUGUUUGUAUUUGCCUGGGAAACUUUUUUUAAGGAUGAAGAGGAGGAAAAUGUUUUCGAGUGACACCGCCGCCGUGUAGCGAAGUCGACCCACGAGAAAGGGUGGUGUUUAUUACCGCUUUGAUUUCAGUACUUUGCAUCGCCACUCUAAUCGGAUCGGACGGCUGGCAUUUGCCCCACCACACGCAGGAAAAAGUUAUGCAUUUGCAUAAUACUGAAUGAAAAACAAGGGAGCGACUGUGCGGUAGCCACGCUUCGCGGGCUCAUCCCUUUUCCUUUGCGUUCGUGAGAUUUUGAGUAUAUUUACCGUGGAGUAAAAAAAAACGAAGAUAUGGAGGAGUGGAGGCAAUGCGGACGGUGGCUGAUAGACUGCAAGGUUCUGCCCCAAAACCACCGGGUCGUGUGGCCCUCAGCUGCCGUGUUCGAUCUAGCGCAAGCCUUGCGUGACGGGGUUCUCCUGUGCCAGAUGUUGCACAAUCUCUCCCCUGGAUCCGUUGACCUGAAGGAGAUCAAUUUCAGACCUCAGAUGUCACAGUUCCUGUGUUUGAAGAACAUCCGGACAUUCCUCAAGAUAUGCCAUGACAAAUUUGGCCUGCGGAACAGUGAGCUGUUUGACCCUUUUGACCUCUUUGAUGUCAGAGACUUUGGCAAGGUCAUCUCCACUCUAUCGAGGAUCUCCCACCACAGUAUUUCACAAAUCAAAGGCAUCAGACCUUUUCCCACAGAAGACACAGCCUUGAAUGAGGACGAUGUGUACCGGAGCCUUGAGGAGCUGGCAGAUGAGCACGACCUGGGUGAGGAUGACAUCUACGACUGUGUCCCGUGUGAGGAUGAUGGCGACGACAUCUAUGAGGACAUCAUCAAGGUGGAAGUACGACAACCCAUGAUCCGAUACAUGCAGAAAAUGGGCAUGACGGAAGAUGACAAGAGGAACUGCUGCUUAGUCGAGAUCCAGGAGACUGAGGCCAAGUAUUAUAAGACUCUCGAAGACAUUGAGAAGAACUACAUGAUCCCACUGAGGCAAAUUGUGAGUCAGCAGGACAUGGAGGCCAUCUUCGUCAACUUUGAGGAUGUCAUCAAAGUACAUUUUGCUCUCCUUCGAGCCAUUGACCUCAACAUGGUCACCGGAGGAAACGGUUUGGGAAAGAUCUUCCUUGACUUCAAGGAACGGUUAUUAAUUUAUGGCCAGUACUGCAGCCACAUGGAGAACGCUCAGAAGACACUGGAUGAACUAAUAGCAACACGGGAGGAUGUGAAGAUCAAAGUAGAGGAAUGUACGAUGAAAGUGCAGGAAGGCAAGUUCAAGCUGCAGGAUCUUCUAGUGGUUCCCAUGCAGAGGGUGCUCAAGUAUCACUUACUGCUCAAGGAACUUUUGAGUCACUCGACGGACCGACCAGAGAGGCAACAACUAAAGGAGGCGCUGGAGGCGAUGCAGGACUUGGCCAUGUACAUCAACGAGGUCAAGCGGGACAACGAGACACUGAAGAAAAUAAGUGAAUUCCAAAGUUCGAUAGAAAAUCUUCAGCAGGUGAAGCUGGAGGAGUAUGGGAGGCCAAAGAUAGACGGAGAGCUUAAAGUCUGCUCCAUCGUCAACCGUACCAAACAGGACCGGUAUAUAUUCCUGUUUGACAAAGUGGUCAUUGUCUGCAAAAGGAAAGGUUAUAGCUAUGAGCUCAAAGAGAUUAUUGAACUGCAGUCGUAUAAAAUGUCCGAUGACCCCAUGAACAACAGAGACAUGAAAAAGUCAAGUGGAAAAAUGUGGUCUUAUGGCUUCUACCUGAUCCACCUGCAAGGGAAGCAGGGCUUCCAGUUUUUUUGUAAAACGGAAGAAACAAAGAGGAAGUGGAUGGAACAGUUUGAAAUGGCCAUGUCCAACAUCAAACCGGACAGGGCCACGGCUAACCAACAUAACUUCCAAAUGCACACGUUCGAUAAGAACACCAACUGUCGAGCCUGCAAGAUGCUACUCAGGGGCAUCUUCUAUCAGGGUUACUUUUGCUCACGGUGUGGAACUGGAGCCCACAAAGAGUGUCUGGAAGUGAUCACCAUCUGCAAAAUCAAUCCUCUCGACUUGGAACCUGGACUGUCCUCUGGUCCCAAGAUGGUAGCAGUGAGAAACUACCACGGUACACCGGCACCCCCUGGAAAGACAGCUCUGUCCUUUCAAACGGGAGACUACAUCGAACUGCUGAAGGGGGACCCUGACACCGCAUGGUGGGAGGGAAAGUUGAUGCAAACACAGAAGAAUGGCUUCUUCCCCAGUUCUUGUGUGAAACCUUACCUUGACCCAAAGCCCUUCCAGUCAUUAUCCAGCAGGCAGUCGUCAAGGGAUGCAGACUACUACGGCUAUCCUUGGUUUGCAGGAAACAUGGAGCGCCAGCAGGCCGACAACCUCUUAAAAUCCCACAGCAGCGGGACCUACCUCAUCAGAGAGAGGACGGCCGAAGCAGAGAGGUUUGCCAUCAGCAUCAAAUUUAACGAUGAAGUGAAACACAUAAAAGUCAUUGAGAAAGACAGCUGGAUUCACAUCACCGAGGCCAAGAAGUUCGAGAGCCUUUUGGAGCUGGUGGAGUAUUAUCAGUCCCAUUCACUCAAAGAGAGUUUCAAGCUGCUCGAUACCACGUUGCGAUACCCCUACAAGGCAAGGGAGCGCUCGUUAACAAGAUCCAGCUGCCGCUCGCCAGCAGCCACCUGCGCCUCCUACAACUUCUCCUUCCUCAGUCCACAGGGCCUGAACUUCUCCUCUCAGAGCUCGGCUCCCUUUUGGUCAGUGUUUACUCCUCGCGUUGUAAGUACAGCGGUAGCCAGGUAUAACUUUGCGGCAAGAGACAUGAGAGAACUGUCGCUGCGGGAAGGAGACAUCGUCAAAAUAUACAGCAAGAUCGGUGGCGACCAAGGAUGGUGGAAAGGCGAGGCCAAUGGACGGAUUGGAUGGUUUCCCUCAACAUAUGUGGAUGAAGAAGGAGUCCAGUAAGGGCAGGAUGUUGCCCACUUGGCACAUUUUGAAACAGGAAAACAAACAAACAAAAAAUUUAAAAUCAGGAAGCAUCUUCUAUGAAUCUGCUGAUCUCAGAGGAAAAGGCCUCGCUCUCUCCAGGAAAGUUGUUGUUGAUGCUUCUGCUGGAUCGCAAGCACCUCGCCACCACCUCCCCCUGUCUUCAAGUAUGCCUCAGCUUUGCUUGUUCUACAAGUUUCCCUCUUUCAUUACUGUACAGAUAAGAGAGGAAACGUCGCUCGCUCUCUGUUGGCCUCUGUGUGAUUUUCUGAGGCUUUAUUUAACACGGCAAAAACAGACUAUGGCUAGCUUUACUCUGAAAAAAAAGGACUUGCGGACCUCUGCGAGGUGAAAUAAUUGUACAGUAUAGAUAAUUUAUUGAAUAGAGAUUAUUAUCAUGACUAUGGUAAUUGUGGGGAUUUAGCAACAGCAGAUGAUCUGCAAAGAAAACUAAAACAAGGAGACAGAGAGAAAGAGAAAAAAAACAGAUGUUCUUUUUUUCUUUUCACAUUGACAGAUUUUGCCUUAGUUGUCAUGGUGACGCCUUGUGGGUUGACUCCAGUGGAGUGAAAAGACUUUGUUGACUGGCUUGGCUUCUCAUGCAUGCAUGUGUCCAUGUGCAGCCCACACAAACACCAAUGUACAGUUCGGUGCCUUUCAAAGACUUGAUUUGAACCUCAACGUCAGCCAGUCAAGAACAUUUAGCAUUGCUAAAAAGAACCAUUUGUAAACAUGGAAAGGGGGAAAAAAACACAAAAAACAAACGAAAAAAAACUCUUGAACAGAAGACUGAACUUGGCAGUAGAGUCAUUGAACAUGGGGAAGAAUUUAACAAUGACUUGUCAAAAUGGAGUCGCAGAAAUACAGUCAAAAGUAUUGUCUGUGGGGCAAACAAUCACAGUUUUUUUUUAAAUACAGAUGAUCAGGUGACCAAAGGUGUUUUUUUCCAGUUGUCACUCGAGAAAAUCCUCUUUGGCUGGUGCUGUGUCAAAGGCCGAGAAUUAAAACUGCCAUAAAAGAAGAGGUUUUGUGUGCAAGGGUGUGUGUGUAUGUGUGCUAAUCAUCUGUAAUCUGCUCGCACUCAGAAAACUGUGUGGGGGUGUGAUACAGUGCCAAGUGUUCCCAUUUACCUCCAGUGAUUGUUUCACACUCUAUGCAUAGAUCGACGGCCAUGUGAGAGUGUAAAUGACAUCCAUAUUUCCUUACUGCUGUCCCCAUGUAUCACAAUAUUUUCUACUCCCACCUAAUCACACAUCAUAAGAUUUAUUGACAAAAACAUGUCCAUUCAAGCAGGGAAACAAAUGAAAUCUCAUGAAACAUGCUGAGCGCAUAUACCGUGCAUUCAGUAAUUAAUAUUGGUCAAAACAACAUUAUUAUUUAUGAUUUUUUUUAUGUGUGUGCACCCAGUUCACUGAAAAUGCUAUCAUGGAUCAAAUCAGCUGUAGAAGUUUUCAAGAACUUUUGACUGUCUAUGUGUUACUGCAAAGUCACAGUUGAUUUAAGUGUGUGUGUGGGGGGGGUGAGGGGGGAGAGGGGGGUGACAGGAGGCUCUUAGGUUGUCUUGAGUCAGCGGAGAGCUUCCUGUCAUCUAUGUCCUGGACAAGAGCAGCCCAAUGCAUGUAGCUAUUGAUAUUUCAACCCCUGUCAGUACAUCCUGCAAAAAAUAUGUCAGUCAUUGUGUACAUUUUUGUUGAAUGGUCGACUAUUUCUCAAUGAGGUCUGUCAUGGAAUAAAUAUUUCAAAUGUU
Hippocampus zosterae (dwarf seahorse) is the source of this 5300-nucleotide messenger RNA. RefSeq names its product vav 2 guanine nucleotide exchange factor (gene vav2). Gene Ontology annotation, cellular component: cytoplasm. The transcript has 30 exons. The record is from RefSeq and is a predicted model, not a curated record. Lineage: Eukaryota; Metazoa; Chordata; Actinopteri; Syngnathiformes; Syngnathidae. Gene Ontology annotation, molecular function: protein binding; guanyl-nucleotide exchange factor activity. The coding region runs from base 890 to 3532 and encodes 880 amino acids. Gene Ontology annotation, biological process: cell migration; intracellular signal transduction; regulation of GTPase activity.